ACUUCGACGUGACCAUGGUACCUGUUGAAAACACGGAGGGCCCCAGCCUGCUGAGCCAGACUGGGGGGGCCGCAGAGACUGGUGAUGGCAGCAGGACAGCCCGCAGGAGCCCGCAUCUGCCCUGGACAAGAGGUUUCAACAUGUUGACUCUCCUGUCCUCUGUUACUGCAGCUGUCAGUGGCCUCCUCAUGGGUUAUGAACUUGGGCUUAUCUCUGGAGCUCUCCUUCAGAUCAGAACCAUAUUAGCUUUGUCCUGUCAUGAGCAGGAGAUGGUCGUGAGUGCCCUUCUCAUUGGGGCCUUGCUGGCCUCUCUCACAGGAGGAAUUCUGAUUGACAGGUAUGGAAGAAGGGCCGCCAUCAUCCUGUCUUCGUGCCUCCUUGGGCUCGGAAGUCUGGUCUUGAUUUUCAGCUUAUCUUACACACUUUUGAUCCUGGGACGCAUUGCUAUAGGCAUCUCCAUUUCCUUGUCUUCCAUUGCCACCUGUGUCUACAUCGCAGAGAUUGCCCCCCAGCACCAGCGGGGCCUACUUGUGUCCCUCAAUGAGCUGAUGAUAGUCAUUGGCAUUCUUUGUGCCUACAUUUCGAAUUAUGCAUUUGCCAAUGUGUCCCAUGGUUGGAAGUACAUGUUUGGCUUGGUCAUUCCCUUUGGGGUUUUGCAAGCAAUUGCCAUGUACUUUCUUCCUCCAAGUCCACGGUUCUUGGUGAUAAAAGGCGAUGAAGAAGCAGCUAGCAAGAUUCUGGGAAAGUUACGAGGCAUUUCAACUAUAACAGAAGAACUCACAGCGAUAAAAUCUUCCCUGAAGGACGAAUAUCAAUAUAGUUUUGGGGAUCUGUUUCGUUCAAAGGAUAACAUGAGGACUCGCAUAAUGAUCGGCCUAGUGUUGGUCUUCUUUGUACAAAUCACUGGCCAGCCAAACAUUCUAUUCUAUGCAUCAACUGUUUUGAAGUCUGUUGGCUUCCACAGCAAUGAAGCAGCCAGCCUUGCUUCCACGGGGGUGGGUGUUGUCAAGGUUGUCAGCACCAUUCCAGCCACCCUUCUGGUUGACCAAAUUGGGAGCAAAACCUUCCUCUGUGUUGGGUCCUCAGUGAUGGCAGCCUCUUUGGUGAGCAUGGGCAUCGUGAAUCUCCACAUCCACAUGAAUUUCACUGAUAUCUGCAGAAUCAAUAAUGUUGCCAACCAGUCCUGGAAUGACUUUACACCUUAUGGCCUAGGAAACCUGUCAACCAGCAAUGACACCAUUAGAGAGUCUUUUAAAGAGAUCACUUCCCAUAACGGAAGCCGAAUCAUACCCACAAGAAAUAAUGUGGGUACCAGAAAGGAGAUGAGCUUGACAGCUUUACCAAGUGCUGACUUAAGCCAAACUGAACACCAGGUAGCCACUGAAUCUGGUCAAGUCCCAGCUUUUUUGAAAUGGCUCUCUUUAACCAGCCUGCUUGUUUAUGUUGCUGCGUUUUCGAUUGGUCUAGGACCAAUGCCUUGGCUGGUGCUCAGUGAGAUUUUUCCUGGUGGAAUUAGAGGAAGAGCCAUGGCUUUGACUUCUAGCAUGAACUGGGGCAUCAAUCUUCUCGUCUCUCUGACAUUUUUGACUGUGACUGAUCUCAUUGGCUUACCAUGGGUGUGUUUUAUAUAUACAAUUAUGAGCCUGGCAUCCUUGGGUUUUGUUGUUCUGUUUAUACCUGAAACAAAGGGACGCUCUUUGGAACAAAUAUCAGCGGAACUCUCCAAAGAGAACUAUGUGAAAAACAACAUUUGUUUUAUGAAUCAUCACCAAGAAGAAUUAGUACUAACACAGUUUCAAAAAAGAGAACCCCAAGAUCAGCUUUUAGAGAGUAAAAAUCUGUGUGGUAGGGGACAACCACAGCAGCUUUCUCCAGAAAGCUAAAGGCUUAAAAAUGUUAAUACAGGAUAAAAACUCAGAAAAGGGUGGUGCCUUUGAUACGUACUGUGUAUAUGCAGUGUCACUCUAAAAGAAUAGACAACCUUUACACUCCGACCCUCAAGAGGAACAUUAAAGUCAAAUAAGGCCCAGAUUCCCACGUCAUCCCUUUUCUAAGUACGGUAUUGAGUUUAAAAAGAUUCAGGCUCCCCUUUUUCUGCAGAACAACCUUUGAAAACCUAUGAGCUAGUAAUGUAAGCAACUGUUUGCCUCAAGUAUAUAUACCAGGGGCCAGUCACAGCCUUUAUUUAGG
Messenger RNA from Suncus etruscus (white-toothed pygmy shrew), 2190 nucleotides. It is a transcript of the gene SLC2A12, whose product is annotated as solute carrier family 2 member 12. Bases 15 to 1883 code for a protein of 622 amino acids. The record is from RefSeq and is a predicted model, not a curated record. NCBI's taxonomy places the organism in Eukaryota, Metazoa, Chordata, Mammalia, Eulipotyphla, Soricidae. Gene Ontology annotation, molecular function: transmembrane transporter activity. The transcript has 5 exons. Gene Ontology annotation, cellular component: membrane. Gene Ontology annotation, biological process: transmembrane transport.